UUUGAAAUAAAAAGCAUUAAACCCACAAAACUACGUAGUUUUGGCUUUAUGUUUAAGUCAAAGUAGUGGACCACUUCACCCUAAAUUCUUUGAAGUUGAAACUCUUAAACUUCUGAACCCACUAAGUCUCGCUUUAUCAGUUUGCCGCUUUCUAGGUAAUGCCGCGCUCCUCAUUUUCUCUUUCCCCGCACAGCCGUGAAUCUUCUGCCGACCGGACCUCUUCCUCACGCUUCUAUUUUCGUCAUUUAAGAUUCUUGACAUGGUGAAGGAUAAACGUAAGUUAUUGAAAGCAAGUGGUUCUAAAGGUAGUUCUCGAUCUGAGCAACAAAAACAAAAGCAGAUAUCAUCACAAUCUGAAGUGCCACCUCCUCCAAAACGAUCAGCACUAGUUCCAAGCUGGUCUCGACAAUCUGCUAAUUCUCUUCCACAACCUCAUAAUCAUCAUAGUGAAGAGGACACAGAUUCUGCAUAUAGUGAAGAAUCUUCAGAUUCUAGUGAAACAGAUGGUGAAUCUGACAUAGAUCCGACAGCUUCCAUGGAUGAAGUAGAGCAAGAAAGUCAUGAGGAGCCUUCUUCUCCAAUUGAAAGUGCUGGGCAUUCGAAUGCAGCUUCUGCUACACAUGAACAAGUUGGUAAAGAGCCUAAAGAAAGAUUUGUGAGGAGGGAAACAAGGUGCUUGACGAUUGUGGGAAGAGGUGUCAAUGAACGCCCAACCAUCAUACUAAAUGAUAAAAAUCAACCCAUCGGUCCUGAAAAAGAAGUUGCACAUUUAAGUUCUUACUUAGGCAUAUUAGCUCGAAAUGCCCAUCUACUUCCUCUUACUAACAAGACUUGGCAUGCAGUGAAGAAGGAUAAAAGAAAAGAAUUAUGGGAUAUUGUCAAUAAAAAGUUCAUUAUUGACGAAGCUGGAAAGAGAUGGGUAUUUGCUACCAUUGGUGCUGCUUGGCGAAUUUGGAAAAGUCGCUUGAAGGCAAAACAUUUUAAGACUCAUACUAGAAGAUCAGCUUGCUUAAAAGACCGCCCUGAUAAAGUACCCAAGGAACAAUGGACAAAACUUGUAAAAAGAUGGAGUUCUCAAAAGGCAAAGCUUGCAAGUGAGAGGAAUACGAAAAAUAGAAUGAAACAAAAGUACACUCAUACCAUGGGUUCGAAGAGCUUUGCUCGAGUGCGAGAAGAGGAGAAAAAGAAAAGACCAAAUGAGGACGAACCAUCAGAUGUGGAUAUGUUUGUCUUAACUAGAAAAAGGAAAGAUGGGACACUAAGACUCGACGAGCAAACAAGAGUUGAACUAGAACAAUUGUCAUCCCAAUCACUGGAUACACCAGAAAGUAGUUUGGCUAGAGAGAACUUUAUGAAGAAAGUUUUUAAAGACCAUCCAGGACGUGCACCCCUUUAUGGAAAAGGUGUCGCCCCUUCAGAUUUGAAAAGAAAAUGGAGUUGUGGUGUACCUAAUGAAAUUCUUGAAAAUAUAGCUGCUAGAGAGAAAAGGGCAAUUCAAGUGGAGGAGAAGUGUGAGGCUAUGUUGGCUGGAUUUCAAGCUUUGGUAGCACAAUUGAAACGAGAAUAUCCUAAUGUAGAAAUUCCUCCUGAAAUGCUUUCACCUUUAUCAGUUAAUCGUGAAUCACCUACUGACAUAGGAAAUGCUCCUCUGGUUAAUAGGCAGCGGUCAUCUGCAAAUACAAAUAGUCUUGAGCAGGUUGAAGAAGAAAAUGAUGAGGAUGAAAGAGAUGAUGUCUAGAAAGCUAUCAACGUGGAAAAGCUGUUUACUCUUUUUAUAAUUCAGAUGGUAUUUUGAACGAUCAUUUCAAUUAUGCUAAAUAUAUUUUCAUUAUGGUAGUUAAAUGACUAUUUGAGAUACUAUUGAAAUACUUCUGGUAGUAAUGAAUAUUUGAGAUGAUGACUUUGUUAAUGACC
Tripterygium wilfordii is the source of this 1914-nucleotide messenger RNA. RefSeq lists its product as uncharacterized. The record is from RefSeq and is a predicted model, not a curated record. The coding region runs from base 260 to 1738 and encodes 492 amino acids. Lineage: Eukaryota; Viridiplantae; Streptophyta; Magnoliopsida; Celastrales; Celastraceae. The transcript has 8 exons.